Messenger RNA from Canariomyces notabilis, 1208 nucleotides. RefSeq lists its product as uncharacterized. The transcript has a single exon. NCBI's taxonomy places the organism in Eukaryota, Fungi, Ascomycota, Sordariomycetes, Sordariales, Chaetomiaceae. The record is from RefSeq and is a predicted model, not a curated record. The coding region runs from base 104 to 1006 and encodes 300 amino acids.
CGCUAAUCAACGCGGCAGGGACCGCUUGGCGGCUGUCAAAACUUUUGACAGGAGCUGAUUGUUCAGGUCUUACACACCUUCUCUAAUCUCCACAUUUGUCUCUAUGAGAACCCCACUGUCACCACUUGCGAUUGAAACGAAAGAGAAAAACAUGAGAGAAACGAAACCAGAUCACACAGAAAGAAAGAAGGGACUGCAUAGCAAGAGAGCUUUCGGUUCCAUUUCGGCGAACGACACGCCAAGGGCAGCACCGCAGGACCUCGGACCAGCUUUCAUGUUUUUCCUCGUCCAUUCUCUGAUAUCGAUUCAGCAGUUGAUAAAGAACGCCGCGGGGGUGCAGCAACCAUGCUUCUCUGCCCUCUGGCGAUAUCAAAAACCUUGCGUCGGAGAGCCGGAGCGUACCAGAAACGUCAUGAUCGAGUCGCGUUGCUUACAUACAGCUGCAGGGUACCUCCGUACCAACGUACGUCAAACAGAUUAUCUGCCCGUGGUGUCAAGCAUCAGCAGGAGCACGGGGACAGCGGGACAGCGUUGUGUCAGCCAUGCUGCGUCCUCGGGCUAUCGAACCAUGGGCCUCCAAUUCUCCCAUACCUGCCCGGGUUCAGGGUUGUAUGAAGAGUACCGCCCAGCCAGCGCCAACCUAACAUCAGGCGAUAAUGACAUCGCCAUUCACGGCUGCAAUGGCACAGAUCGCCUGCCUCUUUGCCGAGACCGCGUCUUUCUGAUGGAUCAAGUAAGGUACUCGUACCUUAUGUACAGUACAGUACGGAGACAUAAGGUACCUUUACUUCCCUGGCCAAACGUCACUCCAAUACCUACACCGUGCGCAAUAUGGAGACAUGUCAGAUGGCAGGAGACAAUUGGGAAGGCUCCGUUCCUUCUUCUGUCUUUCACAUUUCUUAUCAAGAGGCCGACCAGUGCUGGAAAAGGGGGAAACUUUAAUGGUGUGCUCCACAACCUCAGUAACAAGUUUAUCCAUCACAAUGACCACGUGUAUCUGCACUAGAUACACUCGCCAUAAUCGGUGAACGCCCCUGAUCACCGAGUGAGUUCACCGCCGAACAAUACCCGCCAGCGCGGCAGUUGCUACCCCUUGGCAAAGCUCCUCUGCAUGUCAGAUAUAUUAGCAUCCCUCGGCCGCGUUCACAGGCAACCCGUUGGCCUUAAUUACUCGUUGCAUCACACUGCGCAGACGGCUCCUGCAGGAA